Messenger RNA from Fusarium subglutinans, 822 nucleotides. RefSeq lists its product as uncharacterized. The transcript has 3 exons. The record is from RefSeq and is a predicted model, not a curated record. Bases 1 to 822 code for a protein of 273 amino acids. NCBI's taxonomy places the organism in Eukaryota, Fungi, Ascomycota, Sordariomycetes, Hypocreales, Nectriaceae.
AUGCCAGGUUCCGUGAACGAGUCCCUCCAUGAACUGAGCGUGAAGUAUCCAUGGUUUCAGGUAUCUCCUCUCCAUUGGACAGCUCACCAUCUCGAGUUGCUGGGAUGCGCAUUCAUGAAGGUUGAAGCUGCCAACGACACCCAAGGCAAUUAUCCCCAACAAGAUGGUAGACUAACAUACUACGCUACCCGCCUGGCGACAACACCAGUCGAAAACAUGAAGCAUCACUACGUGCGUUCAUUAUUUAGAAGAACGAAUGUUUUGGAAUAUGUUCUUGUCACGGCGGCGUUCCACUACGGUGGAAGACUUGUCCAUGUACCACAGUGUAGUGCUUUCCGUAUUGCCGGACAUAUCAAUGUCCCGUAUCCGGAGCCUAUCGUAGGCUACUACUGCUACGAUGCGGAAGAGGGCCGUGAGGCGCGGUUCACUGCUCGGGCUGGCCCCCCGGGUAUCGAGAACCUUCCAGUCCAGCGACUCUACGACAGAAGACUCGCCAGAGUCACCCCUGUAGAGUGGGUCAAGGACCCUUAUCUUGUCUGUGUGAUCUUGAGCUUGGCUCAGAUCCAGUGGCGAUCUGAUGCCACAAGACAGCCUCGCCCGUAUCUCGUCCGUUUGCUCGCCACCAACAAGGAUGAGCAGGAAAACGCCUACGUGUACAAAGCGGACGUCCCUUCCCAACUCAUGGAGUGCCUCAACUCUCCUACCCGGUCCUUGAGCGACUUGAUUUUCCCCACCAUCAUGGUAACCAAGGUUUCGUUCGAACCAUUCGAGACCUUUGGCGGCCGUGCUGUGGAGGCACUUGUCGGCUCCCAGUACCGUUGA